Neltuma alba is the source of this 1326-nucleotide messenger RNA. RefSeq names its product probable serine/threonine-protein kinase PBL7. The transcript is spliced from 8 exons. Gene Ontology annotation, molecular function: protein kinase activity; ATP binding. Gene Ontology annotation, biological process: protein phosphorylation. The record is from RefSeq and is a predicted model, not a curated record. The coding region runs from base 1 to 1326 and encodes 441 amino acids. Lineage: Eukaryota; Viridiplantae; Streptophyta; Magnoliopsida; Fabales; Fabaceae.
AUGGAGACGCAGUAUGGGUAUAGAAGGAAGGCGCGGAUUGCACUAAUAGCCAUCACAGUGCUUACUUCUCUGGCUUUGCUCGCAUUGCUAGUUGCCCUCAUUUACUAUUGCUACAGAAGGAGCAAGGCUUCCAAGCGCCACGAGAACCAAUCAUAUAUUGAAGAUGCCGGUCAUAAUCUGAAAAGUGACCUUGCAAAUCUGCAAGUUGUUGCUGAUAAUGGGCUUCAAGUGUUCACUUGCAAACAGUUGCAUUCUGCAACCAAAGGUUUUAGCAAAUCAAAUGUAAUUGGCCGCGGCACAUUCGGACUUGUCUACCGGGGAGUGCUCAACAAUGGCAGGAAUGUCGCAAUUAAAUUCAUGGAUGAGGAACGAAAGCAAGGAGAAGAAGAAUUUAAAAUAGAGGUGGAAUUGCUUGGUCGGCUGCGCUGUCCAUAUUUGGUGAAACUGCUUGGGUAUUGCUCUGAUAGAAAUCAUAAAUUGCUGGUUUAUGAGUUCGUGGCAAAUGGGAGCCUGCAAGAUCAUCUUUAUCCAGUCAAAAAUUCUUACGUCACACCCAUGAAAUUGGACUGGAACACCCGGUUAAGAAUAGCGCUGGAGGCUGCUAAGGGUUUGGAAUAUCUACAUGAACAUGUGAGUCCCCCAGUUAUCCACAGAGAUUUUAAGAGCAGUAACAUCCUCUUAGACAAACAAUUCAAUUCAAAGGUUUCUGACUUUGGGUUGGCCAAGAUUGGAUCCGAUAAAGCUGGCGGACAUGUUUCCACUCGAGUUUUGGGCACACACGGAUAUGUUGCCCCUGAAUAUGCAUUAACUGGACACUUAACAAUCAAAUCAGACGUAUACAGUUUUGGAGUUGUACUUCUCGAGCUGUUAACCGGUCGAGUACCGGUUGAUAUGGAGAGACCUUCGGGGGAAGGUGUUCUUGUUUCUUGGGCCAUGCCCCUAUUGAAUGAUAGAAGAAAUGUUACAAAGAUUGUGGAUCCCACACUGGAAGGUCAGUACUCAAUGAAGGAAGUUAUCCAGGUAACCGCCAUUGCUGCACUGUGUGUGCAACCCGAGGUAGAUUAUAGGCCUCUAAUGGCAGACGUUGUGCAGUCAUUGGCUCCAUUGGUGAAGGCCCGGGGGGAGACAACCUCAAAGCUUGGUAACUACCCAAGUUUCCAUGUCCAUGAGUUAUCCCCACCUCAGGAUUCAGUCAAAGCAACUAUGGACUUCAAAUUGAUGAAGGGACUAGAUCGGUAUAUUUUGAUUUGUUCUGAAAAGACCUGCUCAACGUCCAUGUCUUUAAGGUUUGAGGGUGAUGAAUGCUUCAAAGGAAUCCUUCCUUAG